Drechmeria coniospora is the source of this 1464-nucleotide messenger RNA. RefSeq lists its product as uncharacterized. The transcript is spliced from 2 exons. Bases 1 to 1464 code for a protein of 487 amino acids. NCBI's taxonomy places the organism in Eukaryota, Fungi, Ascomycota, Sordariomycetes, Hypocreales, Ophiocordycipitaceae. Gene Ontology annotation, cellular component: mitochondrion. The record is from RefSeq and is a predicted model, not a curated record. Gene Ontology annotation, biological process: protein phosphorylation; regulation of glucose metabolic process. Gene Ontology annotation, molecular function: pyruvate dehydrogenase (acetyl-transferring) kinase activity.
AUGAGGAUGAGAACGGCCACUGCAACAUCGGCGGCAGCGAGACUGGCGGCAGCGAGGUCGACAGCUGCCAGGUCGUCUGCUGCAUGCGACGGCGGCAUCUCGAGGCAGCAGAAGCAGAGGAAGCAGCAGCAGAAGCAGCAGCAGCAGCUCCCGCCCAAGUCGACGCCGCCCUCGCGGUCCGCCGCCGCGCCCUCACCAUGGCUCUCCGAUGCCGAUCUCGCCGCGCUCGCCAGCCAGGACCAGCACGCGCUUAGCCUUGCCGACCUCGCCAGGCAUGGCCGACCGCCCUUGUCCGAACGUUCCCUCCUCUCGUCGGCCAACUUCACCCUCUCCCUUCUUCCCAUCCGCCUCGCUCGACGUAUCCAGGCCCUCCGCAACCUCCCGUACAUUGUCGUGUCCAACCCCAACAUAUCUCGCAUCUACAACAAUUAUCUCCAUUCCCUCUCCAUCCUGCUCCCAUACUGGCAUGCCGCCCGUCGUGGUCGUCCAGUUGCUGCUGCCGAGGACGAGAUCAGGUUCACAAAGGUCCUCGCCGAGCUGGUCGCAACCCAUACCGACACCAUCCCGAUACUCGCAAAGGGCUUCCUCGAAUGUCGCAAGUACAUCUCCAACGCUGACGUCACGCGCUUCCUCGACGAGCACCUGCGCGCCCGCAUCGGUACGCGGCUCGUGGCGGAGCAGCACAUUGCCCUGCACUACAGUAGCCAGCCUCGCAGCCAGGCUCGCAACAUCCCGGACGACGGCCCGACGCCACGGCCGGAGCAGCGCUCCUACGUUGGAGUCAUCGACACUGCCCUGCGCCCAGCCCAGACCGUCGAGUCUUGCGCCGGAUUCGUGUCCGACAUCUGCGAGCUGCGUUACGGAUACCGCCCCCGGCUCGUCGUCGAUGGCGAACCGGACACGACCUUUGCCUUCGUCCCCAUGCAUCUCGAGUACAUCGUCACCGAGCUUCUGAAGAACGCGUUUCGCGCCACUGUCGAGAGUGGAUGGCAGGAGCCUGUCGUCGUCACCAUUGCGCCGGAGCCACCCUCGAAGUUUAAGCUCAAGCACCAGCCCGCGGGCCCCUCGGCCGCAGUGACCCCCGUUCAUGCCCAUGACGGCGACCUCAUCAGUCGUGACGCCAUGCGCCCGCUCGACGACAACGCACCUGGCGUCACCAUUCGCAUCCGUGACCGCGGCGGCGGCAUCCCCCCGGAUGUCCUUCCCAACAUCUGGUCGUACUCCUUCACCACCUUCUCAGACGAGCUCGAUCUUCCCGGCCCGGGCGGUAGCGGUCCUGAAGCUCUCAGCGCCAUCGCCACCGCGAGCACUGGCGGAAGCUCCAUCGCGGGCCUGGGCUACGGCCUACCCCUGAGCCGCGCCUAUGCCGAAUACUUCGGCGGGGGUAUUGCCGUCCAGAGUCUCUACGGCUGGGGCACCGAUGUCUACCUACGGCUCAAGGGCGUCGGCACCAUUGAUGAAUAG